This is a messenger RNA of Serinus canaria (Common canary), 3157 nucleotides long. It is a transcript of the gene DHRS7B, whose product is annotated as dehydrogenase/reductase 7B. Lineage: Eukaryota; Metazoa; Chordata; Aves; Passeriformes; Fringillidae. The record is from RefSeq and is a predicted model, not a curated record. Bases 1051 to 1980 code for a protein of 309 amino acids. Gene Ontology annotation, molecular function: oxidoreductase activity. The transcript is spliced from 7 exons. Gene Ontology annotation, cellular component: membrane.
ACAGAGGGGACAGGGAGGGACAGGAGGGGAAAGGAGUGGACUGGGAAGGGACAGACGGGAGAGGCCGUGUGGCUGCGGGGCUCAGGGGAGAGCGCGAGAGCUUGGGGGAAGGCGGCGCUGGGGCGCGCAGGGAGGCCCGGCGCUCUCCGGGGCAGAGUUCACCGCUGAUACCGAGAUUAAAAAGCCAAUUGUAGAUAAAUCAGGGACACAGCCGGCCGUCAUGGCCUCACGGAGGUGUAGGUGGCUCUUGGUUUGGGAAAUGUCUGCAAAACGCUUUCUUUGGAACAACAAAUGUUUCAGUUUUCUGAUCAGGCCAUCUUUGUUUCUGUCCCGAACACCAAGGGAGGAAUUCCGUGUGGGAGGGUGGAAUUACAUUUUGGAAUUACUCUUUGUACAUGAGUGAAAGGGGCAGGAACAUAAUGAGGAAACCAUUUCAUAGAAUCUUAGGCUGGCUCGGGUUGAAAGGACCUUAAGUCCCAUCUCAUUCCACCCCUGCCAACACCUUCCACUAGACCAGGUGGGAUUCCAGGUAAUUUCCCAAGUCCAGGCUGCUUUCUGGGUGCUGCAAACAUAUUUUUUCCCUUUUUGCUGCACUUGAAGAAGUCAGGCAGGAUGCACUGAAGGACUGCAGAGAUCCAGCAGAGGCUGAUGCUUCAGGUAAUGCCUGGCUGGCCUCGGGAAUUCCAGCUUUCCUUGGGAAUUCCAGCUGGGUUGUUGCUCUCCUGCUCCCUGUUUGGAAUGAGGAGCUCUGCCCAGUUGCUGCAUUCCUCCCGAGGAGUUUUUACUGCUUUUCAGAGUUUGAAUCCACUUCUGUCUCCUCAGUGUGGGGGUUAAAUUCCCCCUGCCCUGGAAAGGUCAGAGCCUGUGUUCCCUGUGUUUGUUUUUAGAGGCAGCCCGGGGCUCGGCUGGCAUUGGACACUUGCUUGGAUCGCUGCCAGUUCCACAUUUAACUCGGGGCUGUCCUGAGGCAGCACCGAGGCAGCUCCAGCUCAGAGCCACUGCAAGUGAGCCCCUUCCUUUCUCAGGAAGACAGCUGAGAAAGGAAAGCUGAUGGAUUUCACCAGCACUGUCAUCAUCCCGCUGCUCUUCGGCAGCCUGGGGAUCUUCGCGCUGUUCCGGCUGCUGCAGUGGGUGCGGAUGCGAGCCUACCUGCAGGAGGCUGUGGUGGUGAUCACUGGGGCCACCUCGGGCCUGGGGAAAGAAUGUGCCAAAGCUUUCCAUGCAGCUGGCUCCAGGCUGGUGCUCUGUGGCAGAGACAGUGAGAAGCUGAAGGAGCUGGUGCAGGAGCUUUGUGCUGUGAAGAAUCACCGCAAGAAGACACACGAGCCUCACACCGUGGUGUUUGACCUGUCAGACACCAAGGCUGUGGUGAAUGCAGCUGAGGAGAUCCUCAAGGCCUUGGGUCACGUGGACAUCCUGAUCAACAACGCUGGCAUCAGCUUCCGAGGCACCAUUGUGGACACAGGACUGCAUGUGGAUAAGAAAGUGAUGGAAACAAAUUACUUUGGACCCAUAGCCCUCACCAAAGCACUUCUCCCCUCCAUGAUCAAGAGGAGACAAGGCCACAUUGUGGCCAUCAGCAGCGUGCAAGGCAAAAUAAGCAUUCCUUUCAGAUCUGCAUAUGCUGCUUCUAAGCAUGCUACCCAGGCCUUCUUUGACUGUCUGCGAGCAGAGGUGGAGCAGUAUGACAUUGAAGUGACAGUUGUGAGCCCUGGGUACAUCCAGACCAACCUGUCCCUCAACGCUGUCACAGCGGACGGAUCUCGCUAUGGAGUUAUGGACAAGACCACGGCCGAGGGACAGACGGCGGCCGAGGUGGCUCAGGUGGUUCUCAAUGCAGUGGGACAGAAGAAGAAGGAAGUGCUUGUGGCUGGCCUGACCCCCUGCCUGGCUGUCUACCUGAGGAACCUCUGCCCCAGGCUUUUCUUCACCUUAAUGGCAUCUAGAGCAAAAAAGGAGAGAAAAGCAAAAGGCUCUUAGAGCUCAGCUGCCCUGAGCAGGGAGAGGCUGAGCCCCUGCAGCUGGCUGGGACAUCACUGGAGGUGCUCCUGCAGGAAAAUCCUUUCUCAAAAAGCUGUUUACCAUUGCAUGGAGACUGGGAAGUGGUUUUCCCUAUGCUGCUGGAAGACAGCACCUAAACCUCAGGAAGGGUGCUUGGACAAUGGGGGAGAGCUGAGGUGCAGGGGAGGGCUCAGGGGAACACUGCAGCCGGGGAGGCCCCUGCCUGGGAAACUCCUCACCUCAACUGCAGCUCAGCUUUACUGGCCUGCUACAAAUAAAACCCACCUGUUCUGCCUUCACACGAGCAGACCUCUGCUGUCCCCACCCCUGUGAAAUACAGUCCUCAGCUGGGAGCUCUCGUGAUCAGUGUCUCAUUCCCACUCCUUCCAAUCUGAUCCAGGACAUGCUGCUUGCAGUGGGAAACUUCACAGCCUCUUCCUGUUAACGUGCCAAGUCAUCUGAUAAAUUAAGCUCAGUCCAGUGCCACUUUUAAAGAAGUAACUGAUGUACAGUUUGGGUGUAUUUGGCAUCAUUUUACCUGUCUGAAUCAUGCCCUACUGAUGUACUGGGACAGUUAAUUCUGCAGUGACAGCGCUCUGUGGAUCCCUGCCCAAGGAAUGCAGGGAAGCACUGAACAGGUAGGACAGCACAGCAAGGCAGCUGCUGCCAGGACACCUGCACAGGUGACAGCAGCACACCUGGGCCACCUGCAGCUCAGAGCAGGUGUGAUCCUGUGGAUGCCAGGCACUCUCUGGCACUAGAAAAGAAUCCAUGUGUGUAAAGUGUAGCAGACAGACCCUUUGUUCUCAUCUGUUUUCAAGCAAUCACAGAUGGUAAUUAGGAUGACAUCCAGUGGGGAAUGACACCUGGCUGUUCAGGUAUCACUUCAGGAGCCUGACAGCCUGAAGGGGUGCUGUGUUCCAUUCCUCACCUCCUCAUGUGAGGGAUACCAGCACCAUUAGGAAAAAGGAAUUGUUGCACAGAGAUAGGACAGACGUAAUCUUAAAAUUGAAAUAAACUCUACUAAUAGGAUCCAAGGUUCAGACCUUUCCUGCCACCUCCAUGCACUUGUCAGCAUUUUCCAUGUGUCCUCCUCACAUGUCCUGCCUGGGAGUGCACAUCUGAUGACAAAUAAAUUACAUUGCUAUGAAAUGAA